GGUCUUAUACGCAAUACUUCCUGUGUCCAUGUGAGACACACACACCGCUGCUACUAGCUAAAGGAAAACAUGCUUCGUCGGGAGGUGAGGUUGAGGCGGGAGUACCUGUACAGGAAGGCUCAAGAAGACAGGCUCCGCACGAUCGAAGAGAAGAAACAGAAGGUGAAGGGAGCCCUCGAAGAAAACCGUGUCCUUCCAACUGAUGUACGAAAAGAUGCUCUGCAGCUACAGAAACUACUGGAGUAUGACGAUGAAGGGGCAGAAGGAGUCAGCUCUCACAUGGAUGAUGAGUAUAAAUGGGCUGGAGUUGAAGAUCCAAAAGUCAUGGUCACCACAUCCAGAGACCCCAGCUCUAGGCUGAAAAUGUUCGCCAAGGAGGUGAAGCUGAUGUUCCCUGGAGCCCAACGUAUGAACAGAGGAAACCAUGAGAUCAAUGCGCUGGUGAGAGCCUGCAAAGCCAACAACGUUACAGACCUCGUCAUCAUCCAUGAAACAAGAGGACAGCCAGAUGGGCUGGUGGUGUGCCACUUACCAUUUGGACCCACAGCUUAUUUCACACUUUACAAUGUGGUAAUGAGGCACGAUGUUCCUGACAUAGGCACCAUGUCUGAGGCCUACCCCCACCUCAUUUUUCACAACUUCACGACGCGGCUUGGCAAGAGGGUAUCGAAUAUCCUCAAGUAUCUGUUUCCAGUGCCCAAAGAGGACAGCAGGCGUGUCAUCACAUUUGCAAAUCAAGAGGACUUCAUCUCUUUCAGACAUCACACCUACAAGAAAACAGAUCACAAGAACGUAGAACUGACAGAAGUGGGACCGAGGUUUGAAAUGAAAUUAUACAUGAUCAAACUCGGCACCCUUGAAAAUGAGAACACAGCGGAUGUUGAGUGGCGUCAUCAUGCGUAUACACACACGGCAAAGAAAAGGAGGUUCCUCAGUGUGGAAUAGGAACUGAUAAUAAACUAAUACACCAUAAACUGAGUGUUACGGCUCUUUGGACUGUUUUGUACAUGUCUUUUUUUUUUUAAAUUAAAAAAAAAAAAAGAAUGGGUUUUUGAAAAUGCAGUCAGUUAUGGCCAAAGAAACAUCAUUUUGUUAUUAUUUUAUUAUAUUAUGGUUACAUUUUAUAAUCGGUAUGUAACAAAACAUCAAAAACUAACUGUUUUUCAAAUAAGUUGAGCCUUUUCAAAAAAAUAAACCUUAAAAGAAUAAUGUACAAUGCUGUACUUAUGAGUGUUAUGCUGUUUUGUAAUAAAAUGUGUUACUGAUA
Molecule: messenger RNA, 1267 nt
Organism: Sphaeramia orbicularis (orbiculate cardinalfish)
Lineage: Eukaryota; Metazoa; Chordata; Actinopteri; Kurtiformes; Apogonidae
Gene: imp4
Product: IMP U3 small nucleolar ribonucleoprotein 4
Exons: 9
Coding region: 70-945 (291 amino acids)
Biological process (GO): rRNA processing
Cellular component (GO): small-subunit processome; Mpp10 complex; nucleolus
Molecular function (GO): rRNA primary transcript binding; snoRNA binding
Source: RefSeq, a predicted model, not a curated record